AUGGAAACAUCCAGCAAUCUGACAUCUCCAUUUUCAACCUUUCAUCUGACAGGCAUUCCAGGAAUGGAAGAGGCACAUGCCUGGAUCUCCAUUCCUUUCUGCUCUCUCUAUACCAUUGCCCUAUUGGGAAAUAGCAUGAUCCUGUUUGUCAUUAUCACAGAACAGAGUCUCCAUGAGCCAAUGUACUUUUUCCUUUCUAUGCUGUCAGCCACUGACUUGGGCUUGACUAUUUCCACAAUGUCAACAACACUAAGUGUACUUUGGUUUGAUGCCAGAGAUAUUAGCAUUGAUGGCUGUAUUGUCCAGAUGUUCUUCCUUCAUGGGUUCACUUUCAUGGAGUCUGGGGUUCUGGUGGCAAUGGCCUUUGAUCGAUUUGUGGCUAUCUGUGACCCUUUGAGAUAUACCACCAUCCUCACAAAUACCAGGAUUACACAAUUAGGUGUGGCAAUGGUCAUCCGUAUGAUAGUUCUAAUGUUGCCCUUGCUUUUAUUAUUUAAGAAGCUGUCAUUCUGUGGUCCUAAUGGCCUUUCUCACUCCUACUGUUACCACCCUGAUGUGAUUAAGUUGUCCAGCUCAAAUACCAAAAUCAAUAGUAUAUGUGGGUUAGCAGCUCUCAUCCUGAGCACAGGAAUUGAUACACCAUGCAUUGUUCUCUCCUACAUCCUGAUCAUUCGCUCUAUCCUCAGCAUAGCAUCUCCCAAAGAGCAGAACAAGGCUUUCAGCACCUGUGGGUCUCACAUAGGGGCUGUUGCCAUCUUUUAUAUCCCCAUGAUUAGCCUAUCCCUAACGCAUCGCUAUGGUCAGACCGCUCCCAAGAUUGUACAUACAAUGAUGGCCAACAUCUACCUGAUGCUUCCACCUGUGCUUAAUCCCAUUAUAUACAGUGUGAAAACAACCCAACUUCGCAAGGCAAUGGGCAAAUUAUUCCUUUCAAAGUAG
Gracilinanus agilis (Agile Gracile Mouse Opossum) is the source of this 939-nucleotide messenger RNA. RefSeq names its product olfactory receptor 51F1-like. The coding region runs from base 1 to 939 and encodes 312 amino acids. Gene Ontology annotation, molecular function: olfactory receptor activity; G protein-coupled receptor activity. Lineage: Eukaryota; Metazoa; Chordata; Mammalia; Didelphimorphia; Didelphidae. The transcript has a single exon. The record is from RefSeq and is a predicted model, not a curated record. Gene Ontology annotation, biological process: G protein-coupled receptor signaling pathway. Gene Ontology annotation, cellular component: membrane.